GAGACUUUGACAAAUACCAAAGAGAAUUCAAAGAACAGAAGAUUGAUGUGGAACGGAGCUGGACGCAUCCCCAUUACGAUUCAAAUGACUACAACGGUGACAUAGCACUGCUGUACUUGAGCAGCGACGUUAUUUUUAAUGAGUACGUAAUUCCCAUCUGCCUUCCAAGCCCUACCCUUGCCACCCUGCUCUCAGAAGAGGGGAGCGUAGGGAUGGUGAGCGGGUGGGGUGCCACUCAUGACAGAGGUUCCACACUGCGCUUUCUCAUGAAAGUGCGGCUGCCCAUCGUAAACAUGGAGACCUGUCAGCGGUCAACAGACAGACUCGUUACCGACAACAUGUUCUGUGCGGGGUACAACACUGAGGCUGCAGACGCCUGCAAAGGGGACAGUGGUGGCCCUUUCACUGUGUCUUACCACAACACUUGGUUCCUCCUGGGAAUUGUAAGCUGGGGUGAGGGCUGUGCCGAAAAAGGAAAAUACGGUGUGUAUACCAGGGUAUCCAAUUAUAUCCCAUGGAUUAAAGAGAUUGUUGAAAGUGUAGCAGAUUCUGAAAACUCUUACAUUAACUUUUCUUAA
Molecule: messenger RNA, 578 nt
Organism: Charadrius vociferus (killdeer)
Lineage: Eukaryota; Metazoa; Chordata; Aves; Charadriiformes; Charadriidae
Product: coagulation factor X-like
Exons: 1
Biological process (GO): proteolysis
Molecular function (GO): serine-type endopeptidase activity
Source: RefSeq, a predicted model, not a curated record